AGUCGUAUUUACAACUCAGUUCAAUCGUUUCAUCAGUUUCUAUACACAUUCAAAGAUAUCAACACUAACCCAUACAUUCGCUCCCGAACUAAAAUUUAUUUUUGAAAUAUUAUUUUUGGCUUAGAAAAAAUCACAGUUCUCAAAUAUUCUACCCUAAUUCGAUGUACUUGCUGCGCCGGCAGCAAAGGCUCAGGCCUUUAUAUAAUACGUGGGUGAAUCAAACAGAUCUUAAGCGAAUCUUGGGCGCAAAGGAUGUGUCCAAAUCCGCUUCCGAUCUUACGACGGCUGUGUCCGCCGCGAUCCUCGGACCCAGGACGGUUUACACAAUAUCCACCGCCAUAUCCAUGGUUCCCCACUCAUUAUCCAGGGUGGGAGGAUCAGGAGCACAGGAAACACAAGGAACACAAAGAACACACGGAGGAUCAGCCCGCAGAAGAGCCUACUACACAGGAGGAGGUGAAGGAGGAGGUGGAGGGCCACCCACACCAACCGCACCACCCGCAUCAUCAGACCCAGCACCAGGAGGAAAAAGUGGAGGAGCAACCACCACAUCAGACACAUCACCACCAGGAGGAAAGGCGGGAGGAGGAGCCUCCGCCACCACCUCCGCCACCGAGUCGGGAGGAAUAACCACCGGAAAGCCAACUGCUGCAUACACCACACAACCUCCUCCACUUGCCCCUUCCGGUCCCCUUUCAAAACCCACCAAGCAGCCCCCAGACUCCCCUCCCACCGAGAAGAAACCGCGAAUGAAAAACUUCGAUAUAUACCGCUGGAAGCCCGGGGAUCAGCCACACGUGCAGCGCUUCUCCGUGGAUCUGGAAAAGUGCGGUCCCAUGGUACUGGACGCUCUGAUCAAGAUCAAGACCGAAUUGGAUCCCACGCUCACCUUCCGGCGAUCGUGUCGCGAGGGGAUCUGCGGUUCAUGUGCGAUGAACAUCAACGGCACCAAUACCCUCGCCUGCGUCACCUCGAUUGAUAAAAACGAGGGUAGCACCUGUCGCAUCUAUCCCCUGCCCCACCUGUAUGUGGUGCGGGAUCUGGUGCCUGACAUGAGCCACUUCUAUGCCCAGUACACCUCCAUCCAGCCCUGGCUGCAGCGCAAAAACAAGAAGCACGAGCCUGGGACGGCUCAGUACCUGCAGUCAAUCGAGGAUCGAAGCACCCUGGACGGGCUCUACGAGUGCAUCCUGUGCGCCUGCUGCCAGACAUCCUGUCCCUCGUACUGGUGGAACAGUGACAAGUACCUGGGACCAGCGGUCCUCAUGCAGGCCUACCGCUGGGUCAUCGAUUCCAGGGACGAAGCCACCGAACAGCGCCUAAACUUCCUAUCCGAUCCAUGGAAGGUGUAUCGCUGCCACACGAUCCUGAACUGCACCAACACCUGCCCGAAACACUUGAAUCCGGCCAAGGCCAUCGUCCAGCUAAAGCAACUCAUGGGUGGAAUGGCGAAGAAGGGGAAGCCACAGCUCAAGACCGACGCGCUCCUUGAGGCAAAGGCCUAGGAUUAUUUAAACUCUAGACUAAGCAAACAAUAAUUUCACGUUGAACUGAUCUGAUCUCAAGUGCAAACUCGACAUACACAAUGCUAGGGACUCUUCCAAUAGUGGAAUUUUAACACUUCACAAUGGAGUAAACUAUACUCGAAUAACUUACUUUCACACAAUAAAAUGUUCUUGCAAUGAUUAA
Molecule: messenger RNA, 1689 nt
Organism: Drosophila kikkawai
Lineage: Eukaryota; Metazoa; Arthropoda; Insecta; Diptera; Drosophilidae
Gene: SdhBL
Product: Succinate dehydrogenase, subunit B (iron-sulfur)-like
Biological process (GO): respiratory electron transport chain; tricarboxylic acid cycle; aerobic respiration
Cellular component (GO): mitochondrial membrane
Molecular function (GO): 2 iron, 2 sulfur cluster binding; electron transfer activity
Source: RefSeq, a predicted model, not a curated record